UCCGCGGGCUAGCUUCACUGCAGAGCGGGGUUGGGGUAGUAGCUCUGCUUCUUGUCCUCCACGUCGCCCCCUACAGCCCUGGCUCUUGUGGAGUCGGCCCGGCUACGACUCUGCAUGUCUCUUUCUGCCUCCCUUGCUGUUAACCCCCUCGCUGCCUACGCCGCUUUCACUCGUGCACGAUUUCACUCACUACCGAACAUGCGCCCAUGUGGCUGCCCCGCUUACCAUCUCCG
This is a messenger RNA of Pelobates cultripes (western spadefoot toad), 233 nucleotides long. Lineage: Eukaryota; Metazoa; Chordata; Amphibia; Anura; Pelobatidae. The record is from the annotation of a GenBank genome assembly.